AUGGAGCGCGGGUCGGACCCGCCUCCGCUCGCAGCUGAUGCGGACGUGGACGCCGCCGCGACAAUUUCAGGGGUAACCUCGGAAGCCGGCCCCGCCAGUUCCGCAUGCACUCCAACGAGCCGCUCCGGCGCCAGCGGUCUCGUACGAAGCGCGAGGCGGCGAAUCCCAGCCCCCACGAGCCCGCCCAGAGCUGCGAGCAGCGAGUCUCCCAUGUCCCCUGGUUCCAUGGUCCGUGGCGCGCGGUCGGGGUCCGCAUCCGCGCCCCGGGGUGGAGGUGCGAGUCCGCCGUUCGUGGACGGGAGCGUGCUCGCCAUCCACGGCACAAGCGAGGGCGCGAUUGUUGCGGUGAGGAAGGACGCGCUGAGCCACUGCGCGCCGAGCGACUUUGCCGUCCACAUGAUGACCCCCUGCACUCGCCGCUCCCAACAGCCUGCUGCAGCCGCGCAACUCUCACCCGCCUCCGCCUCUGCCUCUGGAUCGAGCGCCGAGGCGCGGAGGCGCGCGGGCAGUCACCGGCGGUCGCUGUCGUGCCCCAGCCACGACGCCCUCAUGGCCGAGGCUCUCCAGCCGCUUCCCGCGCCCGGGCCGCGCAUGGCGCGGUGCUCGGGGUCCAGCAACAACCUCUCGCUCAUCGCCGCCGCCACCGCGCCCACACCCGCCAUGCCCUCGCCCAAUCGCUAUCGCGUCCUCUCCGCCGCCUCUGCCGGCAGUCCCCCGUCGGAUUCGCCUCCGCGUGCAACAGCCACCACGCCAGGCGCGACAGUAAACCGUCGCGGCGGCACGCGACCCAGGGGCCUCGACAGUUCCUCCUCCUUUCCCCCCGCAUGCUCGUCCCCCGUCUUCACCUCGUUCGCUCCUUCGGUCUCCACCACCCCCAUAUCACCUGUCGCUUGCCCCACGACGCCUUCGGGCCUGCCGCCUCGCUCCCGGAAACCUGGGAACUCGCACAGCAGCGCGUAUCCGCAGGCAUCUCCACGUCCCGCAUCGCUUGACGAGCCUGCGAUGUUCGCGAGUGACGGCGACCGAUUGCGUGCGACGUCGCCCACUUUCGUACGAAUUGAACCCCCGUCACAGAGCACGGCUGCCCAGAUCAUGGCGAGCAGCCCGUGGGCGCGCGAGGAGUCGCCGCGAUUAACGGCAGCAAUGGGUAGGCAAGGCGGGUUCAGCACUGCGGUCAGCCCUAAUGCGCUCAGCCCUACUGCGUUCGCAUUCCCUCUGCAGAGUGACUCGAUACUAAGCCCUCACUCAGUGCCUGUUCUCAACCUUCCUUCGCAAGCAGGCAGAACUGGAAAGGCGUCCGCAAGCAGUCAAACGGCUGGAGUUAUGACUGCAAAUGCCUUCGCAUCUGAUGCUCGCGUUGCGCCUUUGCCAAGUGACGAGGGGAGCGAUUCAGAUGAUGAUUUCAUGGGGCUGUACGAGACGGUGGCACAAAGGAGGGCCAUGGUGUCUGCUGCACAGCACAUGCUGGCCGCCGCGGCCUCAGCCAAGCCAGGCCCCACCCAGGCUCACAGCACAGCCGCAAGUGGUCAUGGCGGGGGCUCACAAGGAGUGAGUGGGGUAGUGAGCGGCGCGGGGGAUGGGAGUGGGCGACAGGUGCAGGGACGGAGCCGGCGCAGCAUGUCUGCAGACUUCAACUUCUCUUCAUGGGCCAUGGAGAUGUACGAUACCGCCAAAGACAGCAGAGAGGCGCCACGUCAGCCACCGCUGUCGCCGUCGUCGCGCUGCGACAAUGCGAGCACUCACCACCGAUCGGACGAGGCCAUGUCCCUUCGACCGGUGGGCCUCCAGCCGCUGGACGCGGAGGAGUUCCGCGCGCACGCGCACCGCAUGGUGGACUAUAUCGCGGACUACUACCGCGAUAUCGAAUCACACCCCGUUAGAAGCACCGUCGAGCCAGGGUACCUGCAGCACCACGUGCCUGAGAGCGCACCAGAGGAGGGCGAGCCGCUGGACAAGAUACUCGCAGACGUGUCGGGCGCCAUAAUGCCGGGCAUAACGCACUGGCAGAGCCCGUCGUUCUUCGCCUUCUUCCCCGCCAACAGCAGCACGCCCGCGCUGCUGGCAGACAUGCUGUGCUCCGCGCUCAACGUCGUGGCCUUCAACUGGCUCGCCUCGCCCGCCGCCACCGAGCUUGAGACGCGCGUGCUCGACUGGUUCGCCCGCCUGCUGCUGCUGCCACCCGCCUUCCUUGCCUCUGACUCCGGCGGGAGGGGGGGCGGUGUGAUUCAGGGCACUGCGAGCGAGGCGGUGCUGGUGGCUGUGCUUGCAGCACGCGAGAAGGCCCUGCGCGCCCUGCACGCACAGCACCAGCAGCAGCAGCACGCAUACUCACAUGCAGCUGCAGGGGCAGGCGCAGGGGGGGCUGGUGGCGAGGGAGGGGGAGGAGAGGGGGCAGCGGUGGGGAGCGGAGGCGGGUUGGAGCGGCUGGUGGCGUAUGUGUCGGACCAGACCCACUCAUGCGUCAAGAAGGCAUGCCAGAUCGCGGGCAUUCCUAGCGGCAACCUGCGAGUGCUGGCCACGAGUGCGAGCGAGAGCUAUGCGCUGCAGCCCAGCACACUGCAAGAGGCUGUGGCCACCGACACACGUGCAGGCCUCGUGCCCUUCUUCCUCACCUGCACUGUGGGCACCACCUCGUCCACCGCAGUGGACCCCAUUGAACCGCUCGCCGCCAUAGCUCAGGCGCAUGGCAUGUGGGUGCACGUGGAUGCAGCGUAUGGAGGAGCAGCGUGUGUGUGUGAGGAGCACCAGCAGCACCUGGCGGGCGUGCAGCACGUGCAGUCGCUGGCCGUGAACGCACACAAGUGGCUGCUCACUAACUUCGACUGCUGCUGCCUCUGGACGCAGGACACUAAGGCAGUGCAGGACGCGCUCACCACCACGCCAGAGUACCUGCGCAAUAAGGCGUCAGACAACCAGCGGGUGCUGGACUACAAGGACUGGCAGGUGCCCCUCGGCCGCCGCUUCCGGGCGCUGAAGCUGUGGUUUGUGCUGCGCAUGUUCGGAGCGGCACAGCUGAGGGCGUACAUCCGCCACCACGUGUCCCUGGCCUGCUGGUUUGAAGCCGCUGUCUGCGCUGAUGCCCGCUUCCAGCUGAUGGCGCCGCGCACCUUCGCCCUCGUGUGCUUCCGCCUGCGCCCGCCGGGGCAGGCAGAGCAGCACACGGAGGGGCACGGCGGAGGGGAGCAGGGGGGCGGGGCGAGGGGCGGUGGUGGCGAUGAGGGGUGGGUGCUGAACGAGGCCCUGCUGGAGGCCGUCAACUCGUCGGGAAAAGCCUUCCUCACUCACACUGUACUGUCGGGGAAAUUCACCAUUCGCAUGGUGGUUGGGGCUUCUACAACUCAGAAGAGGCACGUGGAGGAGGCAUGGGAGCUCAUUCAACGAGAGGCUUCACGCUUUCACGUCGCCAUGGCCUGCUGCAGCCUUCAGCUCGCGGCUCCCACCGCCACGUGGAAGGGUCAGGCGCAGUCGCUCACGGCUGCCGGCGACAAAUCGUCGUUCUUUGGGCGACUUCCUGCUGUCUCACGGUCGCCGCUCGUCGCCGACGUCAGCGUCGUCGCGUCGCGCCCCGCCGCGUCCAGGCGGGUCUCCGCCGCUCCGCGCGCGUCCAGCGGGCUCAUCGGCGUGAGCGGCGACGUGGUGUCGCCGCGCGCGGCGCGGCAGAAGAUCCCGCCGAUGCAGCCGGUGGUGAUGACGCCGUCGGGCCCGGCGGACCUGAUGUCGGCGUUCCUGCGCAACCGCAUCAUCUUCGUGGGGUCCGCCAUCAACCAGCAGAUGGCGCAGCGCGUCAUCCAGCAGCUCCUCGCGCUCUCCGCCGUCGACGACCGCCAAGACAUCAAGAUGUACAUCAACUGCCCCGGCGGCAGCACGUACUCCGUGCUAGCCAUCUACGACUGCAUGGCCUGGAUAAAGCCGGACGUGCAGACGGUGGCGUUCGGCAUGACGGCGUCGCAGGGCGCGCUGCUGCUGGCGGCGGGCACCAAGGGCAAGCGCCUCGCCAUGCCCAACUCGCGCAUCAUGAUCCACCAGCCCCAGGGGGGGUGCGGGGGUACAUCAGAGGACGUGCGGCGGCAAGUCAACGAGGUCAUGUCGUCUCGUGAUAAGCUGGACAAGAUGUUCUCAGCAUUCUCAGGGCAGCCAGUGGAGCUCAUUCAGAAGUACACCGAAAGGGAUCGCUUCUUUUCUGCUGCUGAGGCCAUGGAGUUUGGGCUCAUAGACGGGCUGCUCGAGACAGAGUACUAG
This is a messenger RNA of Closterium sp. NIES-65, 4239 nucleotides long. Lineage: Eukaryota; Viridiplantae; Streptophyta; Zygnematophyceae; Desmidiales; Closteriaceae. The record is from the annotation of a GenBank genome assembly.